CAUGCGCACAAGAUCAUGUUGUAAGACGCGGUCAGACAGCGGAGGAGACAAACGUUGGACCACAGUCACUUAAACUUUUAGUCUAGUCUUCUGUGAAUAUUUUAUAAGAUGGAUUUAGACAGCGGGACCUACGAGCCGGGGUUUGUUGGGAUCCGGUUUUGUCAAGAAUGUAAUAACAUGUUAUAUCCUAAAGAAGACAAAGAGAACCGCAUCCUGCUUUACGCGUGCAGAAAUUGUGACUACCAGCAAGAAGCAGACAACAGCUGUAUCUACGUCAACAAAAUCACUCAUGAAGUUGAUGAACUGACACAAAUCAUCGCAGAUGUAUCUCAGGACCCGACACUGCCGAGAACAGAGGACCACCCCUGUCCAAAGUGUGGACACAAGGAGGCAGUGUUCUUUCAGUCCCACAGUAUGAACGCUGAGGAUGCAAUGCGACUCUACUACGUGUGUACGGCUCCUCACUGUGGACACCGGUGGACAGAGUGAAGACGGACAGUUAUGGAAAUACCAAGCAUUUCCAAUUGUAGUGUUUAUUUGUAAAAAAAAAAAAAAAAAAAAAAAAAGCACCACCACUCUAUGCAGAGUUCAAUUAGAGGAAGUUUUAUUCCUACCAUGCCAGACAGAGUCCAACACAAACUCAUAAUAAUUUGCUGUAAAAAAAAAAAAAUCAUAAAAAUACAACGGGUUUAUGACAAAGCA
Molecule: messenger RNA, 702 nt
Organism: Salarias fasciatus (jewelled blenny)
Lineage: Eukaryota; Metazoa; Chordata; Actinopteri; Blenniiformes; Blenniidae
Gene: polr2i
Product: RNA polymerase II subunit I
Exons: 6
Coding region: 109-489 (126 amino acids)
Biological process (GO): DNA-templated transcription; transcription initiation at RNA polymerase II promoter; transcription-coupled nucleotide-excision repair
Cellular component (GO): RNA polymerase II, core complex
Molecular function (GO): zinc ion binding; DNA-directed RNA polymerase activity; nucleic acid binding
Source: RefSeq, a predicted model, not a curated record